AUGGAUCUGAAUUUUUACUCUGAUCUGUCGGGUAGCUGUGGGCAGAAUGUCGACACGGAGUUCUUAGACACUCAGGCAUAUGGGGAAUACUCAGAGAAUAAGUUUCCAGGCAGCAGUGACAAUUACCUGACCAUCACCGGAUCAGGGCACCCUUUUCUGUCUGCAGAGCAGACAUUUCAUACCCCAAGCCUAGGCGAUGAGGUAUUCGAGAUCCCUCCGAUUUCCUUGGACCCGGAUUCAGCCCUCAACGUCGGCGAUGUAGUGUCCCACUUUGGGGAGCUUUCAGAUGGCUCGGACGGUGUGGUUGGACAGGUUGGCUCCAGAAGCCUUGUUAGCAACCUGGUGGUCGGAGCCAACGAUCCGUCGUUCGCCUCCACCUUCGUCAACAGCGGCUCCCAGGGCAUCGAACAUCUGAACCUGGGGGUGAUGAGCCAGAGCGGAGCUGGAGCUCUGCUUAGCUCUUCGGCUCUGACCACUCUUCUACAGGAACUGGGGAAUUCGAACGGAUCCCACUUCAGCAGCUCCUCGCCCAUGACCAUCGACGUGCAGCUCGGGGACAUCGGCCACGGCCUCCUCGGCAGCAGCCAGCUGUCCACCAUCAACCAGUCUGAGCUGGGGCUGGGCCUCAGUGCGGGCAACAUCCUGCUGCAGACCAACUCUCCUGAUCAGCCGCUGUCAGCCACCGCGUCCCCCGCCGGCUCCCUGCAGGACGACGACAUGGACGACUUCCGGAGUGUCCUGGUCGACUCCCCCAUGUCCCUCUCCUCUGCCUCCUCCUCUGGUCCCUCCCAUAUGCCCCCCCGCCCCACCCUGCUGGCCUCGGCCCCCAUCCGGAGAGGGGGGGGCAAGCCGGCCACACUGGCCUCGGUGACGGCCCUGGCGGCGGCUGCUGCGGCCGGCAAGAGGGGCCGGAAGAAGAAGGACCCCAACGAGCCCCAGAAGCCUGUGUCGGCGUACGCGCUCUUCUUCAGGGACACGCAGGCCGCCAUCAAGGGCCAGAACCCCAACGCCUCGUUCGGAGAGGUGUCCAAGAUCGUGGCCUCCAUGUGGGACAGCCUGGCCGAGGAGCAGAAGCAGGUGUAUAAAAGAAAAACAGAAAUGGCUAAGAAGGAGUAUCUCCAUGCGAUGGCAGCAUACAGAGCCAACCAGAUGUCCCAGCCCUCCAGCGAGGUGAUGGAGACCAGCCCCUCCCCCCCGCCCCCUGCUCCCCCCCCCGCUCCCCCCGUGGUCGCCAUGGUGCCGGCCGCCCGCCUGGCCCCCAGCGGGCCCCUGGAGGAGAACACCAUCACCAACAUCUGCGCCUCCAACAUCAUCCUGGACGUGCCCGAGGUCACCACGCGCUCCCGCACCGGCGCCAACAAGCCCAUGCUGCCGCCGCUGGGCAGCGUCACCAUGACGACCUCCUCCUUAGUGCCCCCCGGCGUCACCAAGAUCAUCAUCUCGCGGCAGAUGCUGCCGGCGGGCGGGCAGGUGGUGACGGUGCUGCCCAGCGGCGUGCGCACGCUGCAGCCCGUGGCCACGUACAGCGCCGCCGCCCGCCUGCCACCGCCACUGCAGCAGAUGCAGCAGAUGCAGCACGGCCCGCCGCGCCUCCAGCAGAUGGCGCCGGCACCGCCGCCGCUGCAGAUGGCGUCCAAGCCCCGCGAGGGCGGUGUGGCCUCGGCCAUGUCGGCCGCCGGCGCCGCCGUGCCCCCGCCCCCGCUGCAGAUCAAGAUCGUCCCCGCCUCCGUCCAGGGCGGGAAGGGCGGGCCCGUCAUCGUCACCACGGCGGCGGCGGCGGUCCUGUCGGCCAGCGCCCUGUCCACCGCCGUGUCCGGGCCCAGCCUGGCGCUGCAGGUGGUCAACUCGUCCCACCUGGACGGCCACGCGGACGAGGAGGUGGUGGCCGAGGUGUUCUCGUCGGAGGAGACGGACAUGGAGGUGGGGGAUGCCCUGGAGGGCCACAGCAUGUGCGUCCGGGCGGGCUGCACCAACCCUGCGGUGGACAGCACCGACUGGGACCGGGAGUACUGCAGCAAUGAGUGCGUCGCCGACCACUGCAGGGAUAUCUUCAUGGCUUGGUGCUCCAUCCGCAGUCACAACAUGGGCACGGUGAAAUAAAGACGGUGACAGUUGAAACGGGACUAAGACUAAGACACCCCCCUCCCUCCCCCAGACUGAGGACCUUCAGUGAGAACAUCCUAUUUCUGCACACCAGACACUAACAUCAACACCUUCCCCUCCAGUCUUCUGCUGAGCUUGAAAACAAACACACCGAAAACAGGAUUUUCUUUUAUGACUAGUCGUGACUUUAUUUUUAUCGUCCAUAUGUUGCUGAUGUGAGAAAAUAAAAGCGAAUCAUGGUUGCGCCCUGUUGACUCUAGGGAGAAAUUACAGUCAGAUACCUUAUUUGUACUUAGUCAGCUGUGUGUGUGUGCGUGUGUGGGGCUCUAUGGUGAGCAUGAUGUAUAUGUAUUUUAAAUGCAGGAAAAACGUUUUUCAGUCAGUUUUCACCCAGUGGGCCGGAAGACCAGCAUUUAAACAAUCCUAUUUUAUCAUUACUGGAUUCUCAAAAUAAUGGAAUUUAGCAACGGGGCACUACAAAGGAUUUAUUUUAUACAACCUUAAUAACCGAGAAGCUUAAAUGUAUUUGUUUUCUGUUACAAACGUAUGAGAAUCCGAAAAGCUACUUUUUUUGUAAAUGUGAAAAAAGUCGUAUGGUGGUCUCUUGCCGAAAGGAGAGGGUAGUUCAGUGUUAAAGCCGCCGCCCCCAAGCGCCCGGUCUGCUUUAGUGAGGGAACCAUUUGUAGCAGCAGAUGGAUCCUGUAUAAUGUAUCUCCACUCGUUAUACAAAACCACCUCCUGGGGGAAUCGGAGCGUUGUCCGACGGCUCUCGGUUUGAGUCCCUGACUGAAACCUUCUGCAGUGUUUCAAUGUAGUAGAACGGAACUUGAGAAAUGUAGUUUUGCGCCCCAAGAAAACCGUUUGUAUGAUGGAGAAGUUUAAUCUUUUGUAUGAUGGCUGGCGGCCCCCUGAUGGUUCCAUGUCGAGUGCCAGAGGGUGGAUCUGUACAAAUGUUUGUUUUUGACUUUCGUUUUUUCGAAAUAAAUGAGCAAGAAGAAAAAUGAGACUCAAAGGCAUUUCUUGUUGCUUGGGAAUAGUUAGUUAUUUAACAGCUGUGAUUGGACUUAGGUUUAUUUAGCAGGUAGGCGUACAGAAACAUUAUUUUAGGUCCUGCCAUCCAAAGUAGAUAUUAGGUGUGUCUGUUUAGCAGGUUUAUGGGUUAUUGUGUGUUUGUCUUCUUAUGACUAGGAAGCAUACCAUGAGAUUAAAGAAUGUUUUGUACCGGUAAUCAUAAGUUUAGACAUUUAGUUAUCUUUAAUAGUAUUAAUUUUGUCUUUUCAAAUAUACAUUUUGUUUAACAGCUGUACAAAUUCCCCCAGUUCUUUUUUUACUCUGUUUAAAAGUGAACAUUAGUCCUAAAACCCAGGUGGACAGGAAGUGGAAGUACAUCAAGAACUUCCUGUGUGCAAAACAUUUCUUGCUGAUGGUGAGACAGCCCAAAUUAAAAUUGAUAGCCAAGACUGUUAUUAAAUUGUGAAAGGAUGCAUUUUGUUUGUGCACUUAAUUACGUUGGGAACAAUGUUCAUAUUGUAUCUCAAGUCAAGUUCAGAAAACAAGUUAUCCUAACGCUGUCAUAGCGUCUUAUCAAAAGUGAUUCAUCUUUUAGAUAUUCUUUACAAAUACUAAAGAAAUCCCUGAGAAAAAAUAUCAUUGCUUCAAAUAUCAAUUUGAAGUAAAAGAUCAAAAUCAAAUAAACAAAUAUUCCUCCACCUUAAUCUGUGCCAACACUCUUUUGAACAGUUUUGUUCAUAUCCACAAAUAGAGCAGUUCCUGCAAAUAAAAUCCAAGCAAUACCCGUGCUGUAAAGAUCGCUGUGCUAAUGUCCAGUCAUAGUCUGUUGGUAAUCCGGAUAUACUUCAUAUUCACGAGGUAAUACAUUCAACUCUCCCUGACUGGAGAACUGCAACCUUCAUGAUGAAUUCAUCGAGAACCACUAGGGGGCGACACCCU
Molecule: messenger RNA, 4053 nt
Organism: Gadus chalcogrammus (walleye pollock)
Lineage: Eukaryota; Metazoa; Chordata; Actinopteri; Gadiformes; Gadidae
Gene: tox4a
Product: TOX high mobility group box family member 4 a
Exons: 9
Coding region: 1-2100 (699 amino acids)
Biological process (GO): regulation of transcription by RNA polymerase II
Cellular component (GO): nucleus
Molecular function (GO): chromatin DNA binding
Source: RefSeq, a predicted model, not a curated record